Molecule: messenger RNA, 1699 nt
Organism: Girardinichthys multiradiatus
Lineage: Eukaryota; Metazoa; Chordata; Actinopteri; Cyprinodontiformes; Goodeidae
Product: kynurenine--oxoglutarate transaminase 3-like
Exons: 14
Coding region: 142-1488 (448 amino acids)
Biological process (GO): biosynthetic process
Cellular component (GO): cytoplasm; mitochondrion
Molecular function (GO): pyridoxal phosphate binding; L-kynurenine:2-oxoglutarate transaminase activity
Source: RefSeq, a predicted model, not a curated record
ACAACUACAGUAAGUAAGUUGUAGCUGCUGUUCUGGUAGCUUAACCUUUAUCAGAACGUAGAGCAUGUAUCUUAUGGCCUGACUUCUCAUUAGAGGUUUUUUAUCACUGAGCUGCAUAGAAAACAGAAGAGUACCGGGCGCAUGAACUUUACACUGCGUGUCCUAAACCGCUUCCGGUUUCUAUGCCGUUCAUCUCCCAUAAACUGCAAGAGGUUUUGUACUUCACAGCCUAUAAUGGAAUUGAGGCACACUCACGCCAAAAGGAUUGAGGGACUGGACAAGAAUGUUUGGGUGGCGUUUACAUCCGUAGCAGCCGACCCAUCCAUUGUCAACCUUGGCCAAGGCUAUCCAGACAUUCCUCCACCUUCUUAUGUCAAGGAGGCUUUGGCGAAGGCUGCGUCAGUGGACCGCUUGAACCAGUACACCAGAGGCUUUGGUCAUCCAUCCUUGGUGAAGGCCCUAUCUCAGGUGUAUGGGAAGGUCUACGGACGCCAGGUUGACCCUCUUAAAGAAAUCCUGGUAACAGUCGGUGGUUAUGGUUCCUUAUUUAGCGCCAUGCAGGGCCUGGUUGAUGAAGGAGAUGAGGUGAUCAUAGUUGAACCUUUCUUUGAUUGCUACGUACCGAUGGUCAGAAUGGCAGGAGCCACGCCUGUGUUGAUCCCAUUACGGCCUCAGUCUGUAAAGAAGACAUUCUCAAGUGCCGACUGGUAUCUUGACCCAGAUGAGCUUUCUGCGAAGUUCAGCUCCAAGACGAAGGCCAUCAUCAUUAAUACUCCCAACAAUCCAUUAGGGAAGGUUUUCACCAGAGACGAGCUGCAGAUGAUCGCAGACCUCUGUGUUAAACAUGACACGCUGUGCUUCAGUGAUGAGGUUUAUGAGUGGCUAGUCUAUAAGGGACACCAGCAUGUCAAAAUUGCUACUUUGCCUGGAAUGUGGGACAGAACGAUAACCAUCGGCAGUGCAGGGAAAACCUUUAGCGUUACUGGUUGGAAGCUUGGUUGGUCUAUAGGACCUGAACACUUGAUAAAACAUCUUCAGACCGUCAUGCAGAAUACUCUGUACACCUGCGCAACACCUCUACAGGAGGCAGUGGCUCAGGGUUUGCUGCUGAACUAUAAGUUAAUGGGUCAGCCCAACUGUUACUUCUCUUCACUGGCUGAAGAACUGGAAGGAAAGAGGGACCACCUGGCCACCAUUCUGCAGGAGGCUGGGAUGACUCCAGUUAUCCCAGAGGGUGGCUACUUCAUGCUCGUGGAUGUAACACCUCUAAAGCAGGACCUGUCACAUAUGGGCGGAGAUGAAGCCUAUGACUACAAGUUUGUUAAGUGGAUGAUUAAAGAAAAGAAAUUAGCUGCUAUUCCCGUCACAGCGUUCGUUGGAGAAGAGUCCAAGGAGCAGUUUGAGAAAUAUAUUCGCCUGUGCUUCAUAAAGGAAGAUAGCACUCUGGAAGCAGCAGGGAAAAUCUUAAAAAACUGGAGGAAAGUUUAACAGGACACGGAGUGUGAACAGCUGAACUCUGAAGGAACCCAGAUGGACUGCUUUUUAACUGGAAAUGGGAAAAUUGUUGAUAGACGGGUUUAUUCUGAAUGGAAAAAACCUUUAGUCCGAUUUCGCUUCCGGAUGAUUUUGUCUUUUGCUUUUUUUAAGCGUGCCUCAUGGGGAGCAAGAAAAUAAAUAAAAAAACACUUAUUUUCUGAAA